AGGCGCAACAAUAACACGCGAGCGGAUUUCGGUGUUCUUAAACACUUAUCUCUUUUUUAACAGAUAUUUUUUCAGAUAUUUCAUUCUUCAUUAUGUCUCAGCAGGCAGGUUAUUCGCCCAGCUUCAAGCGCCCGGCUGAAAUAAUGCGAAUGAGGAGGAAAAGAACCCGAAGCGACGCCGGUGUUUUCUCCAGUCCGAGCGGCCAGGAAAGCACCGACAGUCCCAGACAAAGCGGCUCUUCCCCGGCAUGUGUUCGUCCUUUCUCCCCAGGACCGCUUUUCAACACUCAGCACCGCUCCGGAGGUGGAAUUAAACGCAGAAACCCGUUUGCAAAUAUUGAAAACACUUACAGCCCGAAAAAGAAAAUCCUGAUUUAUAGCGACGACGGGAAUGCUGAAGCCGACGUGUCAACACAGAAAGAGUGUCAAGGAGUUUUGUCUUUCAGCGCAAGUUUGACAGAGGCAGAAAAGCAUGAACACCAGGAUAUUUCCAGCAAGAAGUGUCUCAAUUUCUCUGAGGAUGACUCUCUGUUUGAAGAAGAGGAAGCAGAUAUUAAAAGUCCAUUACUGAAGAGUCCUCAGUCCAUUGCUCCUGCCUCUAUAGCUCCCCCGGUCUGCACUGAGUAUCCAGCCGAUUGGAGCCUGAAGACUCGCCUCCUCUUCACCUCCCCGCUCUCCUUAUCGUGGGCUGAGCAGCCCAAAGCCCAGGAGGAAGCUCUGGGGCUGAGCCAGCACUGCAGAGCUCAGUUUAGCACCCUUCCUCACAGUAUACAGGACCCCAGGUCCUGCUCAGAGCUUCGUUGCGCCUUCCAGCAGAGUCUGGCCUACUGGCAGCAUCCCUCCCUGCCCUGGAUCUCUCUGUUUCCUCGGAUCAACGCCGAGAGGAGCUUCACGGGGAAAAGCACCCCCUGGGCACAAGAUACAUCACUGCAGCAGAGUCUCAUGAGCGAAUGGGCAGUCAGUCUGUCAUCUCUCUACAGUCUACUGAAGACCAAAUUGUGUCCGUACUUCUACCUCUGUUCUUAUCAGUUCACAGUCUUGUUCAGGGCAGCAGGUCUUGGGGGUUCUGGUACUAUCACAGCCUUGAUUUCUCCUACAACCCGUGGUCUCAGAGAGGCAAUGAAGGCUGAAGGCAUAGAGUUUAGUCUCCCUCUAGUGGAGGAGAGGAAGAAGAGCAAAGACCAGGAAGAGAAUGAGGAGGAGGUUGAUGAGGACAGGUGUCCUGAGCUGAAGGACGGUGCGAACUGUGAAGAAGGCGACGGGGACGUCAAGGAGGGAUACAAUGAUGAUGAAGACGGAGAUUUCUCCUGGCUGAAGGAGAUGGGAGUCCAGGACAAAAUCAAAAAGCCAGACAGCAUCUCCAUCCAACUUCGGAAAGAGGGUCACACCGUGUCCCUGGACCACAAACCAGAGUCUGUGGUGUGCGUGGAGGGACCUCACACUUUCACCCUCAUUAACUUCCUCAUUAAUUGCAAGAGUCUGGUGGCGGCAGCCGGGUCCCAGGCUGGGUUGCCGCCAACGCUGUUGGCCCCCGUUGCUUUUAGAGGGGCAACAAUGCACACACUGAAGGCCCGCAGUGUGAACGUGAAAAGCCAGGUGGGUUCCACCUACCAGAACAUCAGCAGUCUGGAGAUCACAGGACCCAUCCUCCCCUCCUCUCUCCACGCCAUCACAGCUCUCCUCCGGCCCUCGCAGAGAGGAAACUUCUCAGCCACGCUUUACACACACACACCCACGGCUGUCAUGAACAUACACACCGCCAAGCAACAGUGCUCUAGCGGGUCGGUGGACCUGUCUGGUUGUGGUCUCAGUCCCGCUUCAGUCCAGCAGCUGCAGCAGCCCUCCAACCUGGGCAAGACUGCUCUGACACACAUCAACAUGAACAACUACAGUUACACCUGGAAGAACUGAAGGGGAAGUGUUACUGUGUGUUUUCCUGGAACUAUCAUCAGCUGUCUACAAACUGGAAGGUGUGUGACUGAAACAUCUGCUCUCUUACACUAUUUCCAAAACAAAUUUUAUUACAUUGUAUUGUAUGUUUGUUUGUUUUUUAUCUUUUUAAAAUGCAUUUUAUUUUGAAGAAAGUUGAUUUUCUUUUCCCAUCCACUUUUUUUUUAACUAAAUUAAAUUAUUGCUGCACUGCAACAUGUUUUGAGGUACUGUUCUUAGACUGGAUUGCUGAUUCCAUGUGGAAUUUAUUAAGUGUCUGUGAAGUCACAUUUCCAGAAUAAAUGCUGA
This is a messenger RNA of Toxotes jaculatrix (banded archerfish), 2237 nucleotides long. RefSeq names its product protein downstream neighbor of son homolog. Gene Ontology annotation, biological process: nuclear DNA replication. The record is from RefSeq and is a predicted model, not a curated record. The coding region runs from base 93 to 1910 and encodes 605 amino acids. The transcript is spliced from 12 exons. NCBI's taxonomy places the organism in Eukaryota, Metazoa, Chordata, Actinopteri, Toxotidae. Gene Ontology annotation, cellular component: nucleus.